AUGUGUGACCAGCAGAAGCAAGCUCAGUUCCUUCCAUCUUGCGUGAAAGGCUCCGGCCUGGGCGGAGCGAGCGGACCAGGCGGACUGGGCGGACUGGGCGGCGGGCUGGGGGCGGGACAAGGUACCAGUUGUGCCUCUGUGAAAUGCCAGGCUCCAUGCCAGACCCAAACUGUCAGUGUUCAGGGGCCUGCUCCCAGCCAAACGCAAACCUUUGUGAAAUGCCUGGCUCCAGUGCCCACUCAGACCUAUGUGAGAUACCAAGUUCCAUGCCAGACCAAAACCUACGUGAAGUGCCCAGCUCCAUGCCAAACAACCUAUGUGAAGUGCCCACCUCCAUGCCAAACAACCUAUGUGAAGUGCCCACCACCAUGCCAGACAACCUACGUGAAGUGUCCACCACCAUGCCAAACCCAGACAUAUUACGUCCAGUAUCCUUCUUCCGGGCAGACCUACUACCCUCAGUCUUCCUUGGGUGGCUCGGGCUCCCAGGGCUGUGUCCCUGACCCCUGCUCCGCGCCUUGUUCCAUCAGCUACUGCUGCCUGGCUCCCCGGACCUUCGGAGUGAGUCCCCUGAGACGCUGGGUCCAGCGGCCCCAAGGCUGUAACACGGGGUCCUCCGGCUGUUGUGAGGAUUCGGGCUGCUGCAGCUCUGGAUGUUCAAGCUCCGGGUGCUGCGGCUCCGGGGGAUGCUGUGGCUCCGGGGGAUGCUGCGGCUCGGGGGGCUGCUGCUGUUUGGGAAUCAUCCCCAUGAGGUCCGCAGGCCCUGCCUGCUGUCACCGCGAGGACGAUUGCUGCUGUUGA
Messenger RNA from Jaculus jaculus (lesser Egyptian jerboa), 801 nucleotides. RefSeq names its product chromosome 19 C1orf68 homolog (gene Kplce). Bases 1 to 801 code for a protein of 266 amino acids. The record is from RefSeq and is a predicted model, not a curated record. The transcript has a single exon. Lineage: Eukaryota; Metazoa; Chordata; Mammalia; Rodentia; Dipodidae.